AUGAAAAAAUUAUUAGCGAUUGAAAGAAAAGUAUAUGAAAUUAUUCCAGAAACUGGUAGUUAUCAAGUGUAUGAUGAUGGAGAUUGGUCUUCAACAGCAACUGGUACAAUAAUACCCUCAAUCAAUAAAGUUUAUGUGACCACGACUUUUAAUAAUCUUUGGGAACUUUCAUUGACAGAUCAUAGCACAAGAAAAAUUAGUUGGGAUGGUUGGGGAACAUGUAAUGCAUUAGUUCCAGUUCCAACAACCGAUGAUGAUAGUAAUUCGAACACUAAAUAUAAUCUAUUUGCAUUUUGUCAUAAACUAUGGCUAAUUGAUGAUCUAAACACAGGACAUUGUGUAGACUUUUUAGGUGGAUACACAAAUGUGUGGACAAGAGUUAAUGCUGCCACAGCUAUUGAUGAUAAGAUUUAUUGCACCACUUCAGCAAAUAAUUUAUGGUGUAUUGAUACAUCACCAUCAAAAGAAGACCCUAAAAAAUUAGGCGGUGGAAGUGAUAAUUGGUCGGUUUGUAAAUCAUUGAUUAAUGUCAAUGGCAUGUUAUUGGCAUUUUGUUAUUGGCUGUGGAAAGUUGAUAAAGAUGAUGGAACAUGUAAACCUUUUUUUGAUGACGAUGACGAAAAUUCCAAGAGAAAUUGGCUAAGCUUUAAAUGCGCUACCGUUAUUGAUAAUAAUGUUUAUAUUGUUUUUGGUAGCCAAUUACUGGAGUUAGAUACUGUUACUAAAAAAAUUAGAGAAGUGAGUAAUGAAAAUUGGAGUAAGACUAAAGCAUUAAUUGCUAUAAUUUGA
Molecule: messenger RNA, 789 nt
Organism: Entrophospora sp. SA101
Lineage: Eukaryota; Fungi; Glomeromycota; Glomeromycetes; Entrophosporales; Entrophosporaceae
Source: the annotation of a GenBank genome assembly